AUGGUCACCGUAGCAGUGGCCGGAGGCACAGGCGGCAUCGGCCGUACAAUCGUCGAAGAACUCGUUCGACGAGGCAAACAUCAAGUUUUGAUCCUAAGCCGAAGCGCAAGCAAACUACUAGGCCUCGAAUCCGUGCCAGUCCUCGAAACAAACUACGAUGACGUCGCAUCAAUGAAAGACCUACUCCAGAAGAACAACAUCGAAAUCGUCAUAUCCGCACUCCGCCUCUUCGACAAACCAGGCGCAGACUCGCAGAUGAACCUCAUCCGCGCCGCAAUCGACGCCGGCAACGUAAAGCGCUUCAUGCCCAGCGAGUACGGAGUCAACUACUCCCAGCCCGGCAUUCUCGACGUGUAUCCUUCCGCAAAAUGGUGGCUUGACGCCGCCGACCUACUGCGCAGCUCCCAUCUCGACUUCACACGCGUAUUCUUGGGCUGGUACUCCGACUACUUUGCCAUGCCGCAUGUCAAGUCCAACAUGAAACCUUUCAACUACGCUUUGGACUUCAAGAAUAAGAAGGCGGUGCUGCCAGGUGAUGGCAAUUCGGCGGUCUCGUUCAUCCACUCGACGGAUUUGGCGAAGUAUAUUGUUGCGACGUUGGAUGAUGAGAAGAAAUGGCCGGAGCUUAGUCCUUUUGCUUCUGAUGCGAUGACGUGGAAGAAGGCUGUUGAGUUGGCGGAGAAGGUUACGGGCACGAAAUGGGACAUCACCUACGAUACCAUCGAAAAGUUGGAGAAGGGUCAAGCUACGGUGCUCCAGCAGCCAGAAGGCUCAUACGAGUUUCCUCCGGAAUUCAUUCAACCAUUGGUCGUCGAGUUCAGCAUGUUGGCUGUACGUGUGAACAUGGAUGUCUCGAAGGAUGGACUGAGAAACCAUGAGUUUCCCCAGAUUCACCCGAUUGGUGUCGAGGAGUUGAUGCAGAAGGCCUGGGGAAGCAAAUGA
Messenger RNA from Alternaria incomplexa, 942 nucleotides. RefSeq lists its product as uncharacterized. The record is from RefSeq and is a predicted model, not a curated record. The transcript is spliced from 3 exons. Bases 1 to 942 code for a protein of 313 amino acids. NCBI's taxonomy places the organism in Eukaryota, Fungi, Ascomycota, Dothideomycetes, Pleosporales, Pleosporaceae.